GGCUUAUAAAUAUAGACACCAUCAGUUGAAAGUUCAAUUUCGCGGAAUGGUGGGUUGACAAGUUAGGUGUCUAAAUGAAUACUACGUUCGGAAGGUUCUCCUCUCGAACUUCAUCAGCCCAGUGUAACAUUGGAGAUAACCUGCAAGAUGAUUUAUCAGAUUUUCAGGGAGAACAGUUAUUUCCAGCUCUUGAAAUAACCGGAGAAAAUUUAGAGGAUCUUUUAGCCUAUGACGAUUUGUUUCUGGAUUAUUUCAAUGCAUUCCUGUCUCUCCCUGUAUUUCCACAACGCCUUACGUACAACCGUUUGACUGGUGCCUUUGAAGAAUGUGAUAUAAAUGAAAGGUCAAUCCAUAGUAGUAGUACCCGUGGUAACAACAGUGAUGGUCUGCCCUAUGGACCAACAGACGAAGAAAGAGAGAGAUUGUUAGAAUGGGCAAGAACUGACAGACUGCCACUUUUCCUCAGCACUCAACUAUUCAGGGAAUUUAAAUUAUGUAAAUUAUUAUUACGUCCACUGGAUGACCGAUACUCAGCAAGUCGUGGCUCUAGUCAACAAAUUAGAGGAUAUAGUCGGCAGUCGGAGAGUUAUGUGUCUAGUUUAAGUAAUAGUGCUGAUAAUAGUGCUCAUGAUGAGAUUGACGAUGAUGACUUUGGCUUUGGAGAGGGACAGUAUCGUUACUCUGCACUGUUCCCUUACCAGAGACCAGGGAGCAGGGCAUACAGUGUUCCAAACAGAAUUUAUUUAGGUUCAGAAACAACAUAUAGAGGAAGUACAAAUACAGAAACACAACAUUCUCAGGAAAAGGCUAUAAUUAAAAGUGCUACACAUAGAAAGAAGAAACAGAAAGAUGGAAAACCAAAUAGUGAAGCCAAAGAGGGUAAAGCUUCUGUGAAGUUUGAAAAUCCUGGAGAUGAUGUCAAGAAAUUACAAUUAAAACAAAAGAAAUAUACCUCAGAAGCAGAAGAAGCAUUUCUACGACAUGCAAGAGUAUUAUCAGCCCCUGUUAACUAUGAAGAUUACAUGAGACACCCAUUGUUUGGAGAUUUUGACUUCCUGUUUGGGGAAGAAGAACCUGAUCCUAAUGGCCAAGUUUAUGUUCAAUUUGAGGAUGAACGAGGGAGUGAAGAACAGACAGAAACAGAUGUAAAGAACUUAGAAGGAAGAACAAGAAUGUCUCUUCAACAACUUAAAGAACAGAUUUUAGGAACAAAUGAAGGAAUGGAAGGUUUUAAGGAAUUCCUAAGCAACACAGCUGGUUAUGCCUUAUUAAAUUUCUGGCUGGAUUGUGAAUAUUAUAAAGAUGCCAUGGAAAACUUUGAAGAUGAAAGCAGUAAUGAUAUUAGAAAUAGAUUAUUUAGGGAUAUUCAAGACAGAUAUAAAAUGAAUUUAACAAUUGAUGCCAAAAAUAGUAUAUCCAAAGCAGCUAGUAAUGCUAAUCUAAGCCAUACAGUAUUUAUCCGAACUCAGUACGAUGUGCUACGGAGGCUGAGGGCAUACUGGGUACCUCGCUACCUCAUUCAUGUAGAGAGGGAACUUAGCCUGAGUCCUUAUGCAAACAGAUUAGAAAUACCUAAACUAUCAGCGAAGACAUUUACUCCAUUUUUUCCUUCAAUCUCAUUGGUCAGUUCAAUGCCAGUAUUACCUGACGAUGUCCUGACCUUCUCUAAAACAAAAAAUUGGGAGCAUCUGAGUCAGGGUGGUCGGAGACUAGAUUCAAGGAUAUCGUCAGCAAAGUUUAAGAUGGGGCAAGCACCACCACCAACUUCUCAAAGACGUGUACUUGCACAGUUGAGAUUUGGCUUGGAUAGGUUUCAGAUAGCACUGGCUACAGAUAAACUAGCAGGAGGACCCUUUCAACAUUUCUUAACAAUGCAAGAUAACAAACUGUUGUUGUCUAUGUUGCUGUUCUGGCAAAGUGUAACAGAAUAUGGUGCUGCAGAAGAGAGGUCAGCUGACAGAUUAUUACGCAUGUGUCAUGCCUGGACUAUUUACAAUAAUCACAUAGCUCCUAACAGUUAUCAUUAUAUAGGUUUUUCUCCAUCGGAGCAGGAUGAAAUUCACAAACAGUUACUUAACGCUACAGACUUUAUAGAGGCUUCAGUUUUUAAUAGUGCUAAACAAUAUGCCAUGUCUAGAUUACAACAGGCCUGGAUCAGAUAUCUCAAAGAGGACCUUAAAGGAUUCUUAGAUGCCCAUGUGUUAGCUAGAGGGUUAUCUCCCCCUCCUACAGCAGAUGUGAUAGAAAUAACAGUAUUAAAUGACCAGUUAGUGAUAUCAAGACCUGACCCUUGGGUCAGAAGCAGGAAGGAUUCACCGUCAGUGUCAAACAUUUUAAGCAGGGUUCCUACUACUGAAUCACAAAGAGCUAGACGUUUAAAAGAUGCUUUUCAAGAUGAUAUUGACUCAGAAAAGAGGGCAGAGCUUCGUAUGUUAGCUAGACUACGAAGAAAAGACAUGGAAAGAGAAAGACGAAAAGCAAUUAGAAAUGCAUACAGGAGGGUUAGAGAGGCAAAGAAAAAGAAAGGCUCUGCUGAGCAGAAAGAAGAUGGAGAAGAGGAACUUGAUGGAGACACAGAAAAUAAAAGUCCAAAACCUCCACCUCCAUUUUCUGAAAUGGUGGACAAUAGAAGCAUUAUGAAAGCAUUUAAGAAGCACUUACAAGAAGCAGAUGACAAGGAGCGAUUUUUUAUGAUACAGUUAUUUCAUGAUGUGGAAAAAUAUUUAAGUUAUGGUGGCAAUAAAAGUGUGGCAAAGAAGAAAGAUGCUCAGGCUACUUUAAUUUAUAAAACUUAUGCAGAUUCUCAUGGGAAGAAGAAAAUAACAUUUAACGAGAAACUUCAGUCCAAGUUUUCAGAGAGACCAAAAACACCAACAUUAAAAGAAAUGCAACAUUAUAUUCUACCAAAAAUAGAUGAAGUUUUUAAACCUUAUAUUCAAGAUAAAGCAGCAGAAAAUGGUAUGGAGCCAAGAGAAUUUCUAAACUUAUCUCAAGCAGAAUUGUCACUUAGACUGGAUACUAACCUAGCUGUGCCUAAUUGGAAGAAAGGGAGAAAAGGAAAGACAGAGGAAAAUGAGGAAAGUGCAGAUAAAGAUAAAUCCCCUGAGGUACCCUCAGACAAGCCUCCUGAUGGGAAGGCCCCUAAAGACUGGAAAUUUGUGCAAAGAAUGAGAGUGCCUCAGGAUAAACCAUGUAUGACUGUUGAUAUGUAUACUCAUGGCGAAUUACAAAAAAUGGGUGGUCGUAAAGUUAGAUUUGCUAAGGAAGCACAAGUAAAAGCUGAGGAAUCAGAGGACGAUAUAUGGGGCGAGGAUGAGUCUCCCGUGCCACGACGUCCACAAAAGGUGGAAUCUCAGAUGACUGUUCGCAGGGUUACACGGAAGUCGAAGACUGGUAGGGGUCACCCAACGAAAGAGGACAAAGAUGAGUUUAACAAAGGAUUAAAACAGGCUGCUGCUGGAAACAUGACGCUACAAAUGUUGUAUUUCUAUAAAUAUCUCCUAAAACACGGUGAAGACGAUGGAAAAGAUAAAGACAAAGAUUUUUUCUUUUACAUUGAAAGUCUGAAGUUCAAGGAAUGCAGUCAACCAUAUGCUGAUGAAGAGUUGUUAAGAAGAAAGGUCCAGUCUAUAUUAGAUUGUUUCCUUGAAUCAGCUAUCACACCAACUUUGCAGAUUGAUAUAUCGUCAGCUUGUUGUGAGAAAACCCUGAAGGCAGCCCAGAAAUACCUGACUGGGAAGGAGGUUGUACCGAGUGUAUUUGAUGAAGCUAUGGUACAGGUUUAUCCAGACCUACUGGGUUACUGGGCAGGAUUUAAAAAGACUUUUACACCUCCAGAAGAUCCUAAUAAACGUCCAAUAACGAAAUAUCAAAAAUUAUUGAAAUCAAGAUUAGAAAAAAUAGACGGUUUCCAACUGCCAUCACAGGUAUUCCCACUUCCUGCUAUACCAGAGGGCGCUAUACAGGCAUACAGUUUUUCUCUAGCAGACGGAGUCAAAUGGAGGAAAGAAUCCGUGUUUAUGGGAUCAAUGGAACUGUCUAAUAGUGAAGCAGGAAGCAUUAUGGGAAGCCCAACAGGAGAACAUUCUGAUAUAACCACUGCCGUUUCGAUGCGUCGCCCAAGUAUUGGUGGCACCAGAGAAUCAACUCGUAGUAAAAAACAGAAGGCAAACACACGUUUACAAUUACCUGGAAUUCAGCCGACAACAGCAGGAGAGAGUAUAGCAGCUUCUGGAUUGUAGUUUAUAUUGUUAUAUUUAAUUAUUGGAGAACUGUGAUAAUUUGUGAAAAUGUGCUCUUUAAACUUUGUACAUGUUUUUUUUUAGUCUUCAAGUUAAGAAGUACUUAAAAUUGCAGAUAUGAGGGACAAAAGUUUUUUUUAAAAGUUCUAGGCCCAAUUUUACAAAAUGUUGAAAGGCUAAAUCAUGAUUUUUUUUCAAAUUUACACUUAACUUUUAUUCGCUUGUUUUAUGUUUUGUCAAUUUGUUAAACAAACAAGUGAAUUUGUGCAAAUCUGUAUUUGAAAACCUUGUUUUACAAAAAAGAAUGCUAAGUAGAAUUGGUGUUCAAUACAUAUAUCAUCAUGAAACAAGGAAAUAUUUUUUAUUCACAUUUUCCAUAAAGUGGAUGAGAUGCUACAGUAAGGUGAAAAUUGUGAUAGAGAAAAUUGAUGAUUAUCAGAGACCUGCAACAGUUCAAUACAAAUAGCAUCAUGAAACAGGAAACAUUUUUCAAUUCAAAUUUUUCAUAUAAUGAUGUUAUAGUAAGGUGAAAAUCGUGAUUAAAUGCGCUGGAGAAAAUUGAUGGUCAUUAGAAAUCUUCAGUAGUUAAACAGUAUUAAUGUAAAAAAUGAUUGAAUUGAUAUUUAUUUCGUCUGAAUUCUCAUAUUUAUAGCUGCGCUGAUGAAGUUGUUAUUGAAAUAUAUAUCUCAGACUUUUUUUUACAACUAAUGGUAACUUUUUUCCAAAGAUUGUUAAGGAACAGUUCAAAGUUUACUUGGCUUUAAUUCAACUUAGGUUCAAAAAGUUUAUUAAAAGUUUUCUAUUUCCCAGUUCUUUAAUGAGAUGAAGGCAGGUUAUUAAAUUUUUUGUAUAAUGGUACGAUAUGUUAAAUUAGUUUUAUGACCCGUACCAUUUGUGAUAUGAAUCGACUGUGAUAUUUUUUUUUAUACAAUUGUGUUUUGUAUAACUGCUAAUUAUUUGUAUGUUAUUGCUCAAAGCUUUAUGUUUGUGUAACAGAAGAUUUGUUAAUUCUUAUUUCAAAUUUUAAAUAUCUGUUGACUUCAUAUUAAAAAGUUAAAACUUGAA
Molecule: messenger RNA, 5306 nt
Organism: Mytilus trossulus (common blue mussel)
Lineage: Eukaryota; Metazoa; Mollusca; Bivalvia; Mytilida; Mytilidae
Exons: 30
Coding region: 75-4241 (1388 amino acids)
Biological process (GO): regulation of signal transduction
Cellular component (GO): cytoplasm; nucleus
Molecular function (GO): G-protein alpha-subunit binding
Source: RefSeq, a predicted model, not a curated record